Molecule: messenger RNA, 699 nt
Organism: Babesia bovis T2Bo
Lineage: Eukaryota; Apicomplexa; Aconoidasida; Piroplasmida; Babesiidae
Product: putative Dynein light chain 1 cytoplasmic
Exons: 1
Coding region: 108-398 (96 amino acids)
Biological process (GO): microtubule-based process; cilium assembly
Cellular component (GO): cytoplasmic dynein complex
Molecular function (GO): dynein light intermediate chain binding; dynein intermediate chain binding
Source: RefSeq, a predicted model, not a curated record
AAAAUAACGCACAACAUUUAUCGCAAGGCAACGCCGCUUGAUAAAAAUCACACAACGUGAUUGAUCUAGAUUACACAUUAAAAAAGAAAGUAGCAAAAUUCACAAUCAUGGAGAGCGACGCGACUGCUAAAAUACGCCCAGAAACUGUUGUAAAACAUGUAGAUAUGGAUGAACCUACAAAGAAAUUUGCCCUAGAACUAGCGUCUGAUGCAAUAGAAAAGUUUAAAAUCGAAAAAGACAUUGCAGCAUACAUGAAAAGGGAAUUUGAUAAACGAUUCGAUCCCACAUGGCACUGUGUAGUAGGAAGAAACUUUGGAUCAUACGUAACACAUGAAAAACAUUGCUUCAUCUACUUCUACAUAGGUAGCAUCGCCAUACUACUAUUCAAAAAUGGAUAAAACAUAAGGACGUCUUCAUUGUUAUAUCAUCAAGUUAACGCGCAGCAGAUAUACGCCGCGCCAUGAGAUAUAUGCGCAUGUCAAGAUCCAAAUCUGCAAUAACCUGCUUGUCAGCAGUUAAAGACAUCAAUAAACCGCCAAAGGAUGCGUAAAUCGUCCUAUGAAACGUGGAUAUUUUUAAAGGAACGACAUACCUGGUCUCAGAAGAUACGUCCUCAAAUUUAAAAAUCUUACCAUACAUGGCAUAUUCAUAGUCACGCAUAAGUGAUGGUAAAUCGCUGUAGUCGCUCAAGUUAACGUC